AUGUACCAUGGAUCCUGGCAGUCUCCUGGGCUCAUCGCCUCCUUUGUCUACGCGUUCCGCAUCGACAUUGUAAACCCGGCGGUGCAGACGGCAUCCAACUUUUGGACUAUGACACUUCUGGAUCACUUCGCAGAGCCCAUCCCCUCCUUCAAUCUCUGGGCCUUCCCUGAGAUUACGUUGUCCACCUAUGCUCGCAACUCUGCUCCCAGUUGUUACCUGGGAGAUUGCGUGGGGGCCGGGGCCGGUGUGGCAAUCCCAGUCAAGAUCACGCUCAGGACGCAGAACGUGGUUUCCACUAAUGGGCAAAUCCACAUCACAGCUCCCCUGGAGUUUGGCUUCGACCCCACACCAACAGCGCCUCUCAUCGAGGGAGACAAGCAAACACCUUGCCAGAUCCGCGAAUACGACAACCACAACAUGUCGGCAAUACCAUACACCUGGCGGAUGGCAGAGAGGGAUUGUGUCAUUGUGGAUAGAGGCAAUCCACUUGAUGGAACCGGAACUGGCGAUACUCGGACGGUCCGCAUCAUCGUGCGCUACCAGUUCAACCCCGCUGAUCUCAGACCUCCAAAGGCGUUCCGGCCUGAUGCCACCUUCGUCCUCUACUUCUGGAUCCACCCUCCGAUGACCUUUCGCCCGGCAGAGGCCUGGAUGCUGGAAAGCUUCGGAUCGGCGGGGCAAGAGCUAGAUAUUGGCAGCGCCAUUGGUUGGGAGGUCAGGCGCGUGAUGACUCUAUUCGAGCACAGCAACACGGGGGGCGUCAACCAGUUCACGCAGACCAUUGUUCCAGCAGUGCCUCAGCCGCAUUCGAAUGGCCCAAUCUAG
Symbiodinium pilosum is the source of this 825-nucleotide messenger RNA. The record is from the annotation of a GenBank genome assembly. Lineage: Eukaryota; Dinophyceae; Suessiales; Symbiodiniaceae.